Apis florea (little honeybee) is the source of this 3078-nucleotide messenger RNA. RefSeq names its product mitochondrial disaggregase. Gene Ontology annotation, cellular component: mitochondrion; cytoplasm. The record is from RefSeq and is a predicted model, not a curated record. Gene Ontology annotation, molecular function: ATP binding; ATP hydrolysis activity; protein binding. Gene Ontology annotation, biological process: cellular response to heat. NCBI's taxonomy places the organism in Eukaryota, Metazoa, Arthropoda, Insecta, Hymenoptera, Apidae.
UUCCUAAAAUGCUUAUUACGUGAUGUAUUCCGUAAUGUACAAAAGCGUCAUUUAAAGUAUAUAAUCUCAAAAUAAAACUAUUAAAAACGUAAAUAUAACAUAAAUUGUGUUAUUGCAUGAUUAUUAACUAUUGGCAAUUAUUCAAUGAAUUUAUAUGUCUAUGUAUUAGUAAUAAGUAUUAGAUAUGUAUAAUCGUAUAAGAUAAAAUCAUAUGGUUUAAGCACAUUAGUCUAUAAAAUCUACAUAUAUAAAAUGUCACGUUUGUGUAAUUUACAAUUUUAUUCGAUUAUAAAAGAGGCUAAAUAUUCAACGAUUUUAAUAAGCAAUAAAAAUAUAAAAAUAACAGAUAAAAUAAAAGCUGUACUGUAUCAAAAUAGUAGAGGUUAUGCCCAAUUUCAUUGGAAAUUUGAAAAAUAUAUUUAUCCAUUAUAUAGAUUUUUGGAUAUGCUUAAGUCCAAGGAAAUUCAUCCUUUAUUAACAAGAAUAAAAAUAUUAUCGAAUAAAUAUAAUAUUAAUUAUGAAAAAAGUAGUAAAAAAUUGGGAUUUCUAUUAAGUGGUAUUGGCAUAACUAUAACUCUUUGCGAAGCAAAAAAUUAUAGAGAUAAACAGUUUUUUCGGGCUGUAAAAUAUGGCAACAUUCCAGAAUUAAAAAGUAUUAUAAAAGAAGGCAUUGAUAUAAAUACACGUCAUUUAUUGGGUUGGACAGCACUACAUCUUGCUGCUAUUAAUUCACAACCAGAAGUUGUUAAACUUUUAUUAAAGUAUGGUGCUGAUGUUAAUGCUCAAGAUGAAUUUAUUAAUGUCUAUGGAAGUGCUAUAGAAAAAGGAUUACAUACUUUGGAUGUGCUUAUGAUAAGAGAGGAAGAAUUUUGUGAUCAUUUGAAUAGUAGAGCUACAUUUAAAGGUUUUACUCCAUUACAUUAUGCUGUAUUAGCAGAUUCUAAGGCUUGUGUACAAGCUUUAUUAGAAGCAGGAGCUGAUCCAACAAUGAAAAAUGAAUCAGGACAUCGAGCAGUAGAAUAUGCUAAAGAUGGAGAACUCAAAGAAAUGCUUAUAAAACGUGCUAUAAAAUAUGAUGAAAUAAUGAAGGAAAAAGAAAUAGAAGAACGUCGUAGGUUUCCAUUAGAGCAACGUUUAAAACAAUACAUUGUUGGACAAGCUGGAGCAAUAUCUAUUGUUGCAUCUACUAUUAGAAGAAAAGAAAAUGGAUGGAUAGAUGAAAAACAUCCUCUAGUAUUUCUUUUUUUGGGUUCAUCAGGAAUUGGAAAAACUGAACUGGCUAAACAAUUGGCUGCAUACAUUCAUAAAAAUAAGCAGGAAGGAUUUAUUCGAUUGGAUAUGUCUGAAUAUCAAGAAAAACAUGAAGUUGCUAAAUUGAUUGGUGCACCACCAGGGUAUGUAGGCCAUGAUGAUGGUGGACAAUUAACAAAACUUUUAAGAAAAUGUCCAAAUGCUGUUGUAUUAUUUGAUGAAGUUGAUAAAGCUCAUCCUGAUGUACUUACUGUCUUAUUACAAUUGUUUGAUGAAGGAAGACUUACUGAUGGUAAAGGUAAAACCAUUGAGUGUAAAAAUGCAAUUUUUGUAAUGACAUCUAAUUUAGCAAGCGAAGUAAUUGCUGAUCAUGCAGUACAACUUAGAGAAGAAGCUCAACGUGUUGAGAAAAAACAGGAUAUAAAUUGUGAUGUAGAAGAGGAUUCUGAACAAAUUGAAAUAUCUCGUAAAUUUAAGGAUGAAGUGGUAAGACCAAUAUUGAAAGCACAUUUUGGUAGAGAUGAAUUUUUAGGCAGAAUAAAUGAGAUUGUAUAUUUUUUACCAUUUUCUCAAUCUGAACUUAUAAAAUUAGUUGCUAAAGAAUUGGAAGCUUGGGCAGAUCGUGCAAAAAAAAGACAUAAAAUAGAAUUGAAAUGGAAUAGAGAAGUUUUGUCAUUAUUGGCUGAAGGAUACGAUACUCAUUAUGGAGCACGUUCUAUUAAAUAUGAAGUAGAAAGACGUGUUGUUAAUCAAUUAGCUGCGGCACAUGAACGAGGCCAACUUGAAAUAGGAUGUUGUGUAUUGGUGAAAGUCAAAUGGUAUAAAAAUGGUGCAAGUAUUGCGUUAUCAAUACGACGCAAAGGUGCAAAAGAUUUUGUUGAUCUUUCAACAGAUAAUUUAACAAAAAAUCUGAAUUCUGCAUUUUAAUAUUAUUUUGAAUGGACCUAUAAUUUCAUCAAAUGCAGAAAAUAUAUAUUAUAGUUUGAUCUCAUGGUACAUAUAAAUAAAAAAUUUGAAAUGUUUUAUAUUAUUUAUUGUAGAAAAGAAAUAAUAUUUGUAAUAGUAAUAUAUAUUUAAUAAUAUGGAAUAAUUUGAAAUUCGUGACAAAACAAAAUGUAAAUAAAAACCAUAAGAUGUAUACUAUUCUUACAAAUGUUUAAAAUUUCUUUUAAAUUACAUUCUACUUUUUUUUUGUAUACAUAAACAAUAUGAAAUAUAUAAUCUGACAGAAAUAAGUAAUUCUUUAUUUUAAAUCGAAUUAUGAGGAUACAUUACAAGAAAAUAUUGAUUACACUUCACAUUUAAGAUACAUUUUACAUUCUUUAAUAAGACAAGAGAUAUUCUCAAAAUAUUCAGAAAACCAGUUGUGGAAACUAUUUCUCUGCCUUGCUUAUCAAUCGUCUCAUAAUAUCUUAAAUUUCAUUUCAUUUUUCAAUUAUGUAUUUGUACAAUUAUCAUAGUUUCACUGCUAUCAUUAUAAAUAGAUCAAUCAUUAGGGAUAGAUAGAGCAUUUCCAUUUAGUUUAAUCAUAUUAUGCAAGGCAAAUUCAGGUCCAACAACAGGGUGUCUAUUUAUGUAAAAAGUAGCUGAAUUAAUUAAUGUAUAUAUGAGAUCAUUUUUGAAAUUGGCGCAUGAAAAUUUAUGGUAGAAAUACGAUACAAAUAUGGUGUUUACAGAAUGUUGUUCAUUAUUUAUAGUGAAUGCAGAAACACGAAAUUUAUAUAGUCAUUACGUAUCGUUACAACUAUUACAAGUACGUUGGAAUGUUAAAAGCGUGUACUGUAUUAGACACCCAAAAUGAUUGUUUUAAGACGAUGGUAUACAUAU